Molecule: messenger RNA, 5253 nt
Organism: Esox lucius (northern pike)
Lineage: Eukaryota; Metazoa; Chordata; Actinopteri; Esociformes; Esocidae
Product: nuclear GTPase SLIP-GC
Exons: 25
Coding region: 663-3740 (1025 amino acids)
Biological process (GO): regulation of apoptotic process
Molecular function (GO): GTPase activity
Source: RefSeq, a predicted model, not a curated record
AUAUAUUUUUUAUUUACCAAAUUGGUCAGUUUAAUUGGCUUUCCAUUGAGAGGAUCACUUGUGUUGUUUUGCACCAGAAGUGCCAGUAACUUUUCAAAUCCUGAACAGGCUGUGACAUUCAGUACCUGUGUAAAACCUUAAAGGAAUGUUACAAAUGUCUGUUAUGUUUCUUGUACUUAAUGAAAAUGUUAUUUUAGGUCAUCCUCAUAACGUUACUUACAGUACCAAUUGGGGACGUAAUCGUGUGUAUGUUCAGGCAACUAUAAUAAUGUUACUAAAUAACGUCAUUAGGCCUUUCAGAGGCCCCCACAUUUCUGCGUCCUGACUAGACUUGGUAUGUAACUUUCAUCAGCUGACACCACAGGUACAUACCGAUGAUGUUUCAAAAGUACGUAACCAUGACUUGGUGGAGACUACAAAACCGUUGAGGUCACAUUCUGGAACGUAAUUUUGUUAGCUGGGUAGCUUGCUGCACAACAUGAAAAGAAGAAAUUCAGCAACUCACCUGUCCCCUCCUACUUACCACACCUCAGACUCCAUUUCCUUGAACUGGAAACCGAAAGUUAAAGCAAACUACGAGUAGUCGGAUAAUGAUCAGUCUUAUUUAAUGUACACGGACCAACAUCACUAUUUCUAUAACACCAAUUGUCAAUUGAAAUCUCAUGGCUUCAUCGUCUUUUGUCAGAGACCUGUUAACAAAUUGGAAGCUCAGUAAAUGGAUUAAGAAUUUUGAAGAUGAAGAAAUCAACGAAGAAGGUUUCCAGUUACUUAAAGAGAAAGACAUCAUGGACCUGAUCCCAAAAAUAGGACCAAGGAGAAUAUUUAUAAGGAAACACAAAACAUUUAUAAAGAAAAGGCAGAAAACCCGCAAUGAAGAUAAGAACGUUCAAGAGGCCACAUCUUCAUCAGCCUCCUUUAUCACGACCUGCAAGACCUCCUCAGGAAAUGCAGAGGAACCUUGUCAAAAGGCCAUUGUAAACUCCAUCAGAAGUCCUAUAAUGGCUAAAAGGACGAUGGUAAACAUGGGAAGUUUACCCAAAACCACCAAAUCUGGAGUGGGAGAAACAGACCUGUGUCAGCCCUCAACCAGAAUGGGACCCCCUUCUACAGACAAAAGGAAAUCUGAUGGGGACGAUGCAAACGAACAAACAAAGAAGCAAAAACGAAGUGCUGCAUCCAGAACAACUGAAACAUUUGACAGUCAAAAAAAGACAGAGGUGAAGAAGAUCAUGCAAAGUCUCAGGAGCACACUGAAUGAACUGCCUUCUACAAAACUUACUGAUUUUCUAAGAGAUAAAUUUGAAAUGUUGGAAAAAGAUAAAAAAAAGAUUGUUGGUGUUUUUGGGAAGACUGGAGCUGGUAAGAGCUCCUUAAUAAACACCAUCUUGGGUGAGACAAAACUUCUGCCCUCUGGAAACCAAGGAGCGUGUACCUCAGUGAUGAUUCAGGUGGAGGCCAAUAUGACUAAUGAGAAAUACAUCGCAGAGAUUGAAUUCAUUACAGUGCAGGAAUGGGAAGAUGAGCUAUCAUCCAUUUUCAUAGGCAGAUCUUGUGAGGUAGGAGAGGAUGAAGACAGGGAUAACAGCAAUGAUGACGAUGAUGAUGUUGAAAUUAUAUCAGCUUUCUAUGGAAAAUAUGGAAAUGGGAAAACCUUAGAAGAACUGAUGGAUAAGAAGAACUUCAGCAAAAUUCCAGAGUUUCGUUCAUCUGUGAAAAAAGAAUUUCUUUGUGACACAGCUGAAGAACUCUCAGAGAAGAUAAGCUGUUUCACACGGAGUGAUACACAGAAUGAUGAACCACAGUAUUGGCCUCUUGUGAAGUGUAUAACCCUCAAGGUGCCAAACUCUAAAGAUUUACUGGAACAUGUUGUGCUGGUGGAUCUUCCAGGCAAUGGAGACUGCAACAAGAGCAGAGAUGAGAUGUGGAAAAGGUUUGUAGGAAACUGCUCUGCUGUGUGGAUUGUGAGCGACAUUGCACGAGCAACUUCAGAAAAAGAAUGUUGGGAGGUUUUUGACAGUACUGUUAGCCUCUUUGGACCUGGAGGAGAAUGUCAAAGCAUCAGUUUCAUCUGCACCAAAACAGAUGACAUUGAGGAAAGUCAAAAGGAUGAUGCACGCACCAGUAUUUUGACCAGAAAUGAAAUUACCAAGAUGAAAGUGAGGGACAAAUUCUACAAACAAAAAAAAGUUAAGAAACACUUCAGUGGGGUCGAGAAUUUCUUUAAGGUGUUUACUGUAAGUUCCAAGGAAUACAAAAAGAGCAAGCAUUUGGAAAAAGAAGAAACAGAAAUACCUCACCUUCAGGAAUUUCUCAGAAAUCUCAAUGAUCAUCACUCAAGGACAUCAGACUAUAUUUCUGGAGCGUAUGGGAUCCUGUCUUUGAUACAAGGAGCCAAAAACAGCAACAUGACAGACUGCAAAGAGGUGUGCCAGGAUUUGGAAAAGAGGCUGAUGGACAACCUUAAAUCCAUUAGUAAAUUUAUGGAAGAACCUUGCAAGGUUUUUGAACAAUUCCUCUCACUAGGAGUUCAACAGUCAGAAGUUUCAUGUGAGAAAUUAAUGGAUAAAGUGAUAUCACCUAAGGGGAAAAAAGGCAGUGGAUAUCAUCAAGUAUUGAAAGCCCUAUGCAAGAAUGAUGGCGUUCACAGACCAAAAAGGAAGAAGAACAGAGGAAAGGAAAUAAACCUCAAUGAGUGUUUAGCCUCACCUAUGAGAAGUUGCAUUGAUGAACAGUUUAAGUGCUUUUUUCCAAAUGACAAACAGGGCCCAAUCAGGGAGCAAAUUGAGAAUUUCACUCUUGAUGCAAACAGCUUAAUUAGUAAGCACCCGAGCGUAACACUGCAUCUGAAAUUCCUUGAGAUGGAGGAGCGGGAGUUAAAAGCAGAAUUAAUCGCCGAACUACGUGAGAGAAAGAAAAAAAUCUACUUUUCUCUAACCGAGUCAAUCAAGAAAUCAAUGUAUUUAGGCUAUAGAAGGGCAUCACUGCAUACAGGGAAAGAUUCUAUGAAAAGGAUGAAAGCUGAGCUACAUCAGCACGUGAAGAACACUCAUAUUUUCCAGAAGGCUAAGGAUCAUAUGCUGGACUGUUUAACCAAACUGAAGAAGCACAUUGUGGUGCAGCUGAAGUCUAAACUAGAAAAAUCCUUCGAGAUCUCACUCAAGACCCACAACAGCUUGAUCUUCCAAGAUAAUGUCUCUGAGGAUUAUAACAAGAUUAAGGAGCUGAUGGAUGAUUCUAGUACAGUACCAGUCACUCCAAUAUCUGAUCCGCACACAAAAACUACUGCAUUUCAGUCUAUGUUGGGAAAUGGAAAUAAGCUUGUGCAGAACAUGAAGAUUACAGCAACCAUUGACCCUGACCAACCCAAUAUCGAACACAAACCUACACUGUUGGACAGCGAGAGGAAUGAACCAAGUGUGUCAAAGUGUCAAGUUCCAACAGAUGCUGAGACAUUACAGAACCACCUAUCAGAUGUAGCAUUUGUGAAUAAGAACAGAAGUGCUCUUAUUCAGAGGACAAACAUGGUGGAGAGAAUAGCAGAUGAUCUGUUCCUGGAUAUGAUGAUCCAGGAUGACAUAUAUUUAAAAAUCUCAAAGGUUUCUCCCUCUCAGGAACAAAUGAAAAUGUUGCUUGAAGUAGUAGAAGCCGGAGGAAAAACUGUGACAUCUGCCUUCUACAAAUCUCUCAGAAAAUAUGAACUUCCUCUUGUGCAGGACCUGGAAUCUGCUUCACACUUGUGAAUGCAGUGGCUGGGAUUUCUCCUCAACUGCCGGUCAAAAGCUGGACCCUCAUCAAGAUCUGCUUUGGAGAAAACUACAGUCAGUACUUGGACACGACUCCGAAACACUAAGUAGACAGCCCCUAAGUUCUGCACCCUCAGCCCUUGAUUGAUGUAUUACAUAGUCACAUCUGAGUGAACUUCCAAAUGCACUAGCCCAAGCAAGACUGGGAUGAUUGGUGUUAGCUAACAGAGUUCACUAACUUGCUAUGUACAUCACAAGGCAUCCUAUUAAUGAGAUCAGAGUCUGACACAAAAAUGUAGUCUUGAUUGUUAAAUGUAAGUGGCCACCAUCAUGAACAUUUUCAUUGAAUGGUGCAUCAUGUUAACCCUGCAAUUGAGCAAAGUUGUUCACCCAUCUCCUAAAGCUAAUUUAAGAGAUGAGGGGGAAGCUUUUGUAAACUGGACCAACACUUAAUAUGUCAAUUUUAAAACUGCAUCUGGAUUUCAUGGUACUUCCCCAGAAGGACACUGUUUAGGGCAAGUGCUUAGGGAAUAUCUACUUUGUGUUUAGGGUCCAGCUACUAUCAUCUUAACCCCCAUUGGAUUAUUGGUAGGUACUUAUAGUUAAUGUUAAGUUAAUGGUGCACUCCAGUCAAAUGAUCACACUGUUGAAACUGCCAAGCUCCCCUAAAAACUCACCUGAAGGGGGUGAUCUGUAAGUGAAUUAACAUGUUAACACAUACGUUUCAAGUAUCUCUUAAUGGCCCCCAGCGUGAUGUUUUUAAUGCACGUGAUGUCGAUAUGCACUGUUCCAGAAUUUGAUUAUGACACAUUGGAUUAUUUCAUCUACAGCUGCCCAAAACACCAUGCAUAUACAGCUCUGGAAAAAAUUAAUCUCUUAAUUUUAAUCCUACCUCCCUUUUUCGACUUUCUUGGAAUGAAAGAAAAAGGUGCAGUGGUCUCCGGGGCUGUAUAUGACACAUUAGGCCUUUUCACACUGCAUUGUUCUUAGCCCCAGGCUAAGACCAGCACUGGGCUAGCUUAGUCUGUGUUUACAAAAAGUUUGAUAACCCUGGCCUAUUGUUUACCGCUAGGUUAAGGACUCACACUUGUAUUCUUAAGGCCUGGGCUAAUGGACAAAUAUAACAAAAGAAUAGUUUGCAUUUUAUGACAAGUUGUUACGUUCUCUCUAGCAUGUGACAGGUACAUCACUGACACACGAUAAACAACUUUUUGAUAACGGUUGAUCACCCUGUUGGCAUUUGCUUUGAGCACUUUGUUAAAACUCCACAAAGAGAUAAACAGCAAAGUGAAAAUAAUGAACAUAAGGCAGAGAUUUAGUCUUUCAACAUAUUUACUAGAUUUACUUUAAAAGCAAGCUGCAGUAACUACUUCGCUAAGAUAAAGACGGUAUACAGAAUCAACAAGUUUACUGAGUAAAAGGACAGGACCAAAACAGAAAUUCAGUGUAGCUAUUGGUAAUGGCGUGUGUACAGUUUUUAUGAUUGUACAAUAAACAUUCUAUGACUUUG